GUUAUUAUCAAAGACAAAUCUAGUUAGUUUGGAUCUAAUGACACUAGAUAUAAGUUAGACUUGGAAAUACUGGACCUCAGCUUCCCUAAAUCUUAUAGACGAAGGACACACUAUAGAAAAUGGCCCACAAACGCCCACAGCAAAUACCAAAAACCCACGAACGAGCUGUAGGACCCCGGGGCGUGGACACUAAGGCCAACAAUGAGCUCUUCCUAAAGGAGGUCCUCAACGCUUCCAACAAAUUCCGGGCAAUGCAUGGCUGUCCGGCUUUGACUGUGAAUCCGGAAUUAAAUAAACUUGCUCAAGAAUGGGCUAAUCACCUGCGGGACAAUAACAUAAUGCAACACCGACCCAAUCCGAAAUACGGCGAGAAUAUAUUCCUAUCCGGCGGAAUGGAUGUUGCUGGGGAUUUGCCCGUAGAAAUGUGGUAUCGGGAAAUGAGUAGUUAUGACUUUAACAAGGCUGAAUUUGUGGCAAAAUCAGGACAUUUCACGCAACUAAUUUGGAAGGCCUCCAAGGAAAUGGGCGCCGGUGUGGCUCGAAAAGCGGACAAGACCUGGGUUGUUUGCAAUUACAAUCCCGCCGGCAAUAUUGUGGGAAACUUUAAGGAUAAUGUACCACGUAAAAUUGAACAAGCUGCAGGACCCCGGGGCGCGGACACCAAUGCCAACAAUGAGGUCUUCCUGAAGGAUGUCUUAAACACCACCAAUAAACUCCGGGCAAUGCAUGGCUGUCCGGCCUUGACUGUGAAUGCGGAACUGAAUAAAUUGGCUCAAGAAUGGGCUAAUCAUCUGCGAGACAAAAACAUAAUGCAACACCGACCCAAUCCCAAAUACGGCGAGAAUAUAUUCCUUUCCGGUGGAAUGGAUGUCGAAGGGGAAUUGCCCGUGAAUAUGUGGUAUCGGGAAAUCAAUAGCUACAACUUUGACAAGGCUGAAUUCGUGCCAACUGCAGGACAUUUUACACAACUAAUUUGGAAGGCCUCCAAGGAAGUGGGUACCGGUGUGGCUCGAAGAGAUGACAGAACCUGGGUCGUUUGCAAUUACAAUCCUCCUGGCAAUGUUGGGGGCCUAUUCAAGGAUAAUGUACCACAAAAAAAGUUGUAAAUAAAAACAUCAGAGGUCCA
Molecule: messenger RNA, 1126 nt
Organism: Drosophila kikkawai
Lineage: Eukaryota; Metazoa; Arthropoda; Insecta; Diptera; Drosophilidae
Product: Golgi-associated plant pathogenesis-related protein 1
Cellular component (GO): extracellular region
Source: RefSeq, a predicted model, not a curated record